GUGCGCGCGCUGCGGAGCGUCAGCGUCAUUCACCGGCGGCACAGGACGGACUAUGAUUGAAGUCUUUAUAUUCUCGUUUGUCACGUCGGUUUUUAACAUCAGAUCAUGAGUUUGUGCUGAGAUUAGGUUUCACGUUAUUCAGAAUCAUUGACUCAGAAAGCGGAAGAGCGCAGAAUAUAGAUCAGUGAUCAGCUAACGAUCAUCAUGCCGCCUGUUGAAAAUGACCCGGGUCGCGAGCAGAUCCGAUCACGGAUCAAAGAACUGGUCGACUCCAGUCAGGUGCUGGUGUUCAGCAAGAGUUACUGCCCUUAUUGUGUUAAGGUGAAGGAACUCUUUAAAGAGCUGAAUGUGAAAUGUAAUGCCGUAGAGCUGGACCUGAUGGAGGAUGGAACGAACUACCAGGACCUGCUGCAUGAGAUGACGGGGCAGAAAACAGUCCCCAACGUUUUCAUCAAUAAGAAACACAUCGGGGGCUGCGAUAACACAUUGAAGGCACACAAAGAUGGCGUCUUGCAGCAGCUGUUGGGUGAAGGGAGUGAGGUGUACGACUAUGACCUCAUCGUGAUCGGAGGAGGUUCUGGUGGUCUGGCAUCCUCAAAGGAAGCAGCUAUCUUGGGGAAGAAGGUGAUGGUUUUGGAUUAUGUCAUUCCCACACCAAAGGGAACAACCUGGGGUCUGGGAGGCACGUGUGUAAACGUAGGGUGUAUUCCUAAAAAGCUCAUGCAUCAAACGGCCCUGCUGGGUACAGCCAUGCAGGAUGCCCGCAAGUUCGGCUGGGAGUUUAGCGAGCAAGUGACCCACAACUGGGAUACAAUGAAAACCGCAGUAAAUAACUACAUCGGUUCAUUGAACUGGGGCUACAGGGUUUCCCUCCGAGACAAGAAUGUCAAUUAUGUCAACUCGUACGCAGAGUUUGUAGAGCCACACAAGAUCAAGGCGACAAACAAGCGCGGUAAGGAGAUGUUCUACACCGCCUCUAAGUUUAUCCUGGCGACGGGAGAAAGACCUCGUUACCUUGGCAUCCCCGGAGAUAAAGAGUACUGCAUCACCAGUGAUGACCUGUUUUCAUUGUCCUACUGUCCCGGGAAGACUUUAGUGAUCGGAGCGUCUUAUGUCGCUCUAGAGUGUGGAGGCUUUCUGGCCGGUUUGGGGCUGGACGUGACCGUCAUGGUUCGUUCCAUUCUGCUCCGAGGCUUCGACCAGGACAUGGCCAACCGCGCUGGUGACCACAUGGAGACGCACGGGGUCAAAUUCAUCAGGAAGUUUGUUCCUGUCAAGAUAGAGGAGCUUGAAGCUGGAACGCCGGGCCGACUGAAGGUGACGGCCAAAUCUACAGAGAGUGAUGAAAUCAUUGAGGGGGAAUACAACACUGUGUUGAUUGCAGUCGGUCGUGAUGCCUGCACGGGGAACAUUGGACUAGACAAAGCUGGAGUUAAAGUCAACCCAAAGAACGGGAAGAUUCCAGUAAAUGAUGAAGAACAGACGAACGUUCCUCACAUCUACGCCAUCGGUGACAUCCUGGAGGGGAAGUGGGAGCUGACGCCUGUGGCUAUUCAGGCAGGAAAACUCCUAGCUCGGCGGUUCUUCGCUGGCUCUUCUUUGAAGUGUGACUAUGUGAACGUCCCCACCACCGUCUUCACUCCUAUGGAGUACGGCAGCUGCGGUUAUGCUGAGGAGAAAGCCGUGGAGAUCUAAGGGCAGGAGAACCUUGAGAUCUAUCACAGUUUGUUCUGGCCGCUGGAGUUCACCAUUCCUGGCCGGGACAACAACAGGUGCUACGCUAAGAUCCUUUGCAAUAAACUCGACAACGAGCGUGUGAUUGGCUUUCAUUAUCUGGGUCCUAAUGCUGGAGAGGUCACGCAGGGGUUCGGAGCUGCCAUGAAAUGUGGGAUUACCAAAGAUCAGCUGGAAAACACCAUCGGCAUACACCCCACCUGUGCUGAGAUCUUCACCACCAUGGAGGUGACCAAAAACUCAGGUGGUGACAUCACUCAGGCGGGCUGCUGAGGUUAAACCCUGCUCGUUUAACAGGCUGUCAGUUACUAGUUUAAACCAGUUCAUACCGGUGAUCUUCCCUUUCCACUUAGCAAACAUCAAGUCUCUUUCUAGUAAUCUUUCUGAGAAUCUCAGGUCAUCAACAUACAUCAGAAAGGCAGAUUAAUGUGAUCUUUCACUCAGAAGAACAUGCGCUGCUCUGCUCUUGGAUGUCCGUCGUGUCUCUGUGGUUUUCCUUUGCGCUCAACCAUUUAAAAGCCACCUGAAUCUUUUUGUGACGGAAGGGUUUGAAGGGUUUUAGUGAUUGGGCGAAGUAUAGGAUGUAAUUGUUGAGACACGGUGGCCACUCAGAGGCGGGGCUUCACUUGCUGUGGAGACCAGUGGUGAGGUGAGGAGCUAAUGAUUGACAGUCUGUUAGACAGCGGGGUUACUCUGCUCGAAUUUAUCAUCAAAGUCAGAAAUGCACCAGCGUGUGUCUGUGAUUUACUAUCUUCCUUUACAUGUACAAAGUUAUACGCACAUACCCGAACACUCGUGGUGCUCUGUGACGUUUUAGCCAAUAACCCACGUAAGUGGUGGGCUAGGACUGAUGUUUUUCUGUACUUUGAUUUGACAUGCAUUUACAUAAAUAUACACGCUCUGGACUGUU
Triplophysa rosa is the source of this 2644-nucleotide messenger RNA. RefSeq names its product thioredoxin reductase 3 (gene txnrd3). The coding region runs from base 205 to 1695 and encodes 496 amino acids. Gene Ontology annotation, cellular component: cytosol; mitochondrion. The transcript has 16 exons. The record is from RefSeq and is a predicted model, not a curated record. Gene Ontology annotation, molecular function: thioredoxin-disulfide reductase (NADPH) activity; flavin adenine dinucleotide binding; glutathione-disulfide reductase (NADPH) activity. Gene Ontology annotation, biological process: cell redox homeostasis; glutathione metabolic process; cellular response to oxidative stress. Lineage: Eukaryota; Metazoa; Chordata; Actinopteri; Cypriniformes; Nemacheilidae.